Triplophysa dalaica is the source of this 3943-nucleotide messenger RNA. RefSeq names its product SIN3-HDAC complex associated factor (gene sinhcaf). Gene Ontology annotation, biological process: negative regulation of cell migration. NCBI's taxonomy places the organism in Eukaryota, Metazoa, Chordata, Actinopteri, Cypriniformes, Nemacheilidae. The transcript is spliced from 6 exons. The coding region runs from base 227 to 988 and encodes 253 amino acids. The record is from RefSeq and is a predicted model, not a curated record.
CGCAGUGCAACGUCAGCCGCAUAUGCAAACGAGGUUGAUUGAAGAAAUUGAGAAAAUGGUGGAUGGAUGUCGGCGCAUGCGUAAACAUUUUACUACACUCAGACAAAAAGUGAGACAGUAGCGAGUGGCGUGUUUGGUAGUGGCGCAUUGUUAAAUGACUAACAUUUGUAACGACUGGAACUCUUGGAUUUCGUCGCGUGAUUGACUUUAACCGCCGCAAAUCAAGAUGUUUGGCUUUCAUAAGCCGAAGAUGUACCGCAGCCUUGAUGGAUGUUGUAUCUGCAGGGCCAAGUCCUCCAGCUCUCGUUUUACUGACAGCAAACGCUACGAGAGAGACUUUCAGAGCUGCUUUGGUUUAGGUGAGACUCGCUCUGGAGAAAUCUGCAAUGCUUGUGUGCUGCUGGUGAAACGGUGGAAAAAGCUUCCUGUUGGUUCCAAGAAGAAUUGGAAUCAUGUGGUGGAUGCACGAGGAGGGCCCAGCCUGAAAACUACAGUGAAGUCAAAGAAAGUCAAAUCUCUGUCCAGACGAAUCAGACCGAACCAGAUCACCCGGGUUCAGAAGGAACUAAAAAGACACAAUUCAGAUGCUCAAAGCACUACCUCCAGUGCCAGCCCGGCCCAGUCGCCCAGUUACAGUAACCAAUCAGAUGAAGGCUCUGACUCGGAGUUGGCUCCUGGCUCCACCCGAUCUCCUGUGUUUUCCUUCCUGGACCUGACAUACUGGAAAAGGCAGCGAAUAUGCUGUGGUAUCAUCUAUAAAGGCCGCUAUGGGGAGGUGCUGAUUGAUCCUCAUCUAUACAAGCCCUGCUGUCAGAAGAAACAAGAGCAAGAGCAGGAGGAAGAAGAGGAUGACGAAGAAGAGGAAGAAGGCGACCUUGACAAAGAGGAGGUGCAAAGCAGUCAAGAAAUGAUUUCUUCCAUUCAGCCGCGCUCGCCUUCCCCUUCUCACCAAAUCAAAAUGGAGCAGGAAGUGGAUGAGGAGUGGUGAUGUCACAUUCCCAGGGUAUUGACUUGGCAUUCUUAGGAAGCCUUCGAGAGUCAGGGGCUGCAUCGUCGGCCUUAGACACUCUCAAAGACAUUCUCUCGGAUUGCCUUCGAUUCAAGUGCAGCUGGAUCUUUGUUUGUGUUUCCCAGUUUUAUUCUGGUUAAGAAUGUGUCUUUUUCAGUUUCUUGGCCGUCGAGUCAACUUCUUGUUUAAUUUAUCAGAUUGAAUUGGUAUCCUUAUUUUCAAGAGCCUGGUACCACACUAUUCCAAUUCACUCCUUCCUGUGUGGAUUUUCUUGUGCACUUCUGUUUUUGUAGACCAAGAAAAUGUGUUUGCUUUUUUCGACUCGCAGAAUGCUGGAUCUACAAACAUCACAGCAUCAAAAACUCAGAACCGACUUGGUGACCACAAUCUUGUGCUGUCACUAUUGUAACCCUUAAGCGAGACGCUCUAUCACCGCUGUGCCCUACCUCUGGGGUGACUGUCUUUACAGUUAGUGUACAGUAUUUAGGGAACAGUAAGUGGCAUUAGCUAAAUUCUAGCUAAAUAAAGAUAGUAACGUUUUACCAUCUUGCUGGUACAUAGCCAUUAUAUAGGGAUUUUCUUUCGUUUGGUCUUAAAGGGAGAGUUCAUCCAAACACGUUUGACUUUUCAGUAGAACACAAAGUCUGCUUUUAAAUAAUAGCCUGGCUGAUGUUUUACAUAUCAUUUUAAAUGAAUGAGAAUUGGAGCUUCAAAAAAAUGUAAUUUGCAUAAUAUUACCUUGAAAGUGUUUCAUAAAGCCACAGUCCCUAUUUGCUAUUUACCAGAAAAUCUUUUAAAAAAAAAGAACAGAAGUCACCAAGCGAGGUGAAAUUUUGGGGUGAACUGUUCCUUUAAGCUAAUGCAUUGUUUUCAAUGCAGGUUGUCUGUAUUCAGCCACACGUGGCCGGCAAGCUAAAGUUAAAUAUUUCUAAAAUUUUAACACUCCUGUAUUCAGUGUACUUGUGUAAAUAUUCAAACCUGUAGGUUUGACUGAAAGGGAAAGUUCACGCAAAAAUGAAAAUUCUGUCAUUUACUCGCCUUCGAGUUGUUCCAAAUCUGUAUAAAUUUAUUUGUUCUGAUGAACACAAAGGAUAUUUAGAAGAAUGCUUAUAACCAAACAGAUCUCGACCCCUAUUGACUCCCAUAGUAAGAAAAAAUAGAAGGGUAGUUAAAAGUGCCCCAGAACUUUUUGCUGUCUUAGAUUCUUCAAAAUAUCUUAUUUUGUUUUCAAUAAAAGUAAAAAAUGAUAGUCAUUUUUCCUACUGUGGGAGUCAAAAGGGGGCGAGAUCUGUUUGGUUACAAUAUUGUUCUCUGUGUUCAUCAUGGAAAAGAUCGGUCUCGCGCAUGAACGCUAAGGAAACUAAUGUGUUAAUGGCAAUCUGCAUGAAUUUUGCAUGGCCUUUUAAGAUUUCAGGAUUUUUUAUUCUUUGUUUGUUUUUAUUGUUUUGCAACCAUGUUGCAAUAUGAAUUACGUGGGCGAACGUUGAGACAGUCCCAUUAUAUUUUUGUAUAUAAAUGAAAGGAAAAAACUAAAAUUAAAUUACAUUAGAGAUUGAUUGCUAUGUGACGAUGUUGUUAAAUAAUUACAGGGAGUCAGUGGUCUUCACAUAUAUUUUAGAAUUGGAUCUUUUCAAUAUUGUCUCAUUCUAAAGCCAAAAAGCCCAUAAUUAUUGCUAUUUAUUUUGUCAAUGUCCAUAUACCUCCUCUCUUGUAAAUACAGUGUACUCUCAUUGGCAAAUAUUAGAUUUUUUUAGUGGCAUAAUAGGUUAGAACACAUGGUCCCGGUUUCAAAGACAAGGCUUUAAACUAGUCCCAGACUAAACCGAAAAUAAAUGGCUCUGACGUCCCUUAAAAUAUGUAAUUGCCAUUGUUUUCUCAAGAUGGACCAGUAAUGUUUUUAUCUAAAGCAUUUUAAUAAAAGCGACUUAAAUAUCCUAAUUUACCAAGGCAUAUCCUGACUUAAGCUAAGCCUUGUUUUGUAAACCGGCUAUGGUCUGUUUGUUUGGCUGUGCUUUUGUUUUUGAAAUAAUGUAUGUUUUGUUUCUUCAUUUGCUUUUCUCUUCAGGGAAAACAUAUAUUUCAAAGUAAAUAUCUUGAAUACUGAAUGACUGAACCGAUAUUACCAAUGCAACCCAUGUUUUUAAUAUACAAUACUUUUCCUAAUAAGCUAUCACUUAUAAGCAAAGAGUGUUCAUACUGUAUAUCCGGAGUUUUCAUUUAAAGUCAAAUUAUGUCCUUCUGAUGUAUUAGCUGAAUUUGUAUAAUCCCAGAUAGUUUAAUUCCAGGAGGUAGCACUAUUGAGCUCAUUUUUAUACACUCAAUUGCAGUCAUUUUAUUUCUCUCUGGGCAUAAAUGAAAUGCAUCUUCUUAAUGUUUAAAUUGGUAUUUUGGUGGCAGCUUUGUUCGUGAAUUUGCCAUAUCACAGAAUGACAUAAAAAGUGAAUGUACUUGUUAACAUCUGAUCAGGUGAAGCUUUCGGAGGCACUUAUGAGUUAUUUGUAAAUAAUCUACGAUGUGCAAGGCUAAACAACAAUUAUUACUUUAUUAUUUUUUGUCUUAUUUAUUUCAUAUUUAUUUGCAACACUUGUCUUUUGGUCUUUUCAUAAUCACAUUCUCCUCUAGGACUUUCCUGUCCUUACACACAGCAAUAUUGACUAAAUGCUUUUACACAGAUGGAAGGCCGAGAUUCACUAAAUGUCAUGGAGAGCUUCAUGACUGGGCAGUUAAAAGUACCGCUAUUAUAUUUUCAAUUUUUUGUUGCCCAGAUGCCCAUGUGAUACCUUUCCUUAUACUAGUUAGUUGUAGUGCUACAGGCAUGUAUGGUAGCUAUGCACUUUGUAUUCACAUUCUUAGAGAUAUAUGAAGCAGGUUUUGUAUUUUUUUACAUAUUGUACUUUUUACGUGUUCCUCAAUAAAUGUAAUUUGUGAUGAUCA